Molecule: messenger RNA, 3807 nt
Organism: Microplitis mediator
Lineage: Eukaryota; Metazoa; Arthropoda; Insecta; Hymenoptera; Braconidae
Product: speckle-type POZ protein-like
Exons: 3
Coding region: 2382-3473 (363 amino acids)
Biological process (GO): regulation of proteolysis; proteasome-mediated ubiquitin-dependent protein catabolic process
Cellular component (GO): cytoplasm
Molecular function (GO): ubiquitin protein ligase binding
Source: RefSeq, a predicted model, not a curated record
UUUCACGAUCCGGUGUUCAGUUGUUAAUUUUACGCGGGAUCUCUCGUAACAAAGCCGGCGUCUCGUCUUAAUUAUCGAAAACAUUUAAAAGUAACAGAGUGUGGAAUAGUUUUGAUUGAUAUAAAUUUAAAUAUAGAAAUAAAAUAAUUAAGACUUUUUAAUUACUAAUUGUGUUAAAAGUUAGAUAAUAAAUAUUUAAUAUGGAAAGAAGUUAUACAACGGUAGAUGAACAUCAUAUAUUUUACGAGUGGUUGAUUGAUAAAAUAGAUACUUAUUAUAUUAGAGACGGUGAAACAAGUGAUUUUACUGUAAAUUCAUCAGAAUUCUCAACAGGAGCUAAAAUUAAAGAUAAAUGGUGUGUUCGUUCAAAUAUAUGCAAUAGAUCUACGUGUUCAUUACGUGGUACUGAUGGGUUGUCAUCAAUAGGAUUUUAUUUGGACUUUUUGAAUAAUACUGACGAGGUAAACGUAAACAUAAAAUACUCAAGUUUCAUUUUAAAUAACCAAAAAAAUAAGGUAUGUAAAACAAGGGAAAUAAGCCGUCUGUUAAACGAAAAUAAAGAAUUGUUGGUGUAUAUCCAGCUGGAUCCUUUGAUGAAGAAAAGAGAUGAAUAUUUUCCCAAUAAUACUUUAACAUUUUGCCUUAAUCUUACUGUGUAUGAUACUCCUGUUUCAACUUCCACAAAACUUGAAUUAAAUAUUCCAAUAAAUCAAAUGGCUCACGAUUACACAGAACUUUACAAUACUAAGAUGGGUAGUGAUGUUACCAUAAAUGUGCGUAACACAGAAUUCCGAGCUCAUAGAAGUAUUUUGAUGGCACGAAGUCCUGUUCUGGCUGCAAUGUUUUCUCAUGACAUGAUUGAAAAAAAAGAAAAUAAAAUAUCUAUACCAGACAUUACUCCAGAGAUCUUCGAAAAGCUCUUAAAGUAUAUCUACACUGAUGAAGUAAAUGAUCUGGAUGCGGAUGCUGAACGUUUAUUAGAAGCCGCAGACAAAUAUCAGCUACUGUCACUUAAAAAAAUGUGUCAAGUAUCUCUUAGUAAAACUUUAACUGUUAACAAUGCAUUGAAAAUAAUGACUUUAGCUGAUCUUCACAGCGCCAAACAUCUAUUGGAUUUUACAAAUAAGUUUAUGGCAUCAAAUAUCAAAAAGAUUGUCGAGACUCAAAACUUCAAAGAAUUCAAAAAACGAAAUCCUCCUUUAGCAUUCGAAUUAUUGGAAAAAUUUACAUUUCUCAACUUGUGAAAUUAACUGAUACAAUUGCCUAUGGACAAACUAACAAGUUGAUCAACAAAGAAGAUUGAAACUCAGUACAAUAACUUGGUGUUCAACAAUAUUCCAUAAUUUAAAUACCAUAUAUAAUAACUAUUCAAUAACUUUAAACAUAAUCAUAUUUUAUUACAAGUCUUACAUAUUUUUACUAUUCUCAAUUAUAAGUUUAACUUAAAAACUAAUAAUUACUCAGUUAUCCUUUCAAUUUUGACUUAUUAUUAUUAUUAUUAAAAAAAUUUUAUAUUUCUCUAAGAAAAAAUAUUGACGUAAUUUCAUAAAAUAUAUGAUAAAGUUUUUCAUAUCAUUAAUUAUCUCCUCAUUUACUUCUUAAAAAAUUUCUCUAUUUUCAAUAUGAAGUGGCGCUAAUGUCAAUUUUUGUACGAAAAAUAUUCUCAUAAAUUUUUUGCUAUGAACUCAAAUAUAUUUAUAUUUAUUUUGCUCAAUAAUACGGUCGAGGUUUUGAAAUAUGGCGACUUACUGAUAGCAUUGAGUCGUAAAAGGUAUUGCUUACAAUAUUAUUUUAAACAAAACCCGAUAUGCAAGCAAAUAACGUCAUCAUUUUUAACGGGAAUUGCUUACUACUAAUAUCUCAUAUUUUUUGUCAUUUAAUAUAUUUUGUAAAAAAAACUGUUGAAUAAUUUAAUAAAAAUUUUAAGAACUUUAAAUUUGUAUAUAAAAAUAAGUUUUUAAAUAAUUAACGUAUCCUAGGUUCUCAGUAAGUAUAAAAAGGCCCCAAUGGAAGAGUGGAGUCCCACUUGCGAAUUAAAAGCGGGGGUAUAUGGUAAGUAAAUAGUAGUUGAGACUGGUGGGAUUGAAAUGAAACUCAUACUGGGACGAUAAGAAACUAAUCAAAAUUUCCACCACUUCGCUUUAACAAUAAGUACAGUAGAAGCCGUAAUCUCAUGUGUGCUGUUGCUAAGUUUAAGUGCGAAAUUAAAGCCGUUAGUCAUAUUUUCAUUUUAUUAUUAUAUACAUUUUUCAAUAGUUCGACUUGUGCAGUAUAAAAUAUCAUUUUAAUAAUAUUGUUUGAGUAGUUCUUCUUGCAUUAGAAAAAAAAUUACUAAUAAUAAUUGGAGUAUUUAUCGAGUUACAAUUUAAAAACUAUUUAAAAUGGAAGAGUGUUACACAAAAACAGAUGAGCAUAAUAUUGUUUUUAAAUGGAAGAUAAAUAAAAUAGAUGUGUAUGUCAGCCCCAUCAUCAUUAGUGAUACUGAUCUCCAAAUCAACUCUUCAGAAUUUACAUCAGGAGCAAAAAUUAAAGAUAAAUGGCGGAUGGAAUUAGACUUUAAUAAUUCUAAUACUAAUAAUACAACAAGUGACAAACUAGACUUUCGUUUGCGUUUAUUGAAUAACGAUGACUUAGUAAACACAAAAUUUUCGUUUUUUAUUUUGAGUAAUAAAAAUGAGAAACAAUGUUUACAACAUCUGCAAUUUAUUAUGAAGAAGUGUGAGGAAACUUUAUAUUCGCUCUCCAAGUCAGAAUUAUUAAAAAACAAAGAUAAAUUUUUACCCGGUAAUAUUUUGACAGUGUGUGUUGAUCUUACUGCCUAUGAUCCGCCUAUUACAACUUUUAAAAAAAUUGAAUUAAAUAUUUCAAAAUGUCCAAUGGCGCAGGACUACAAAAAACUUUAUGAGUCUGGAAUGGGUACCGAUGUUACUAUAACAGUGGAUGAUACUCAUUUUCUAGCUCAUAGAAAUAUUCUGAUGGCCCGGAGCCCCGUUUUAGGUGCCAUGUUUUCUCAUGAAAUGAUUGAGAAAAAAGAAAAUAAAAUAACGAUACCAAACAUUACUCCAGAUAUAUUCGAAAAAGUCAUGGAGUACAUUUACACCGAUGAAGUAUCUGGUCUAGCUGAGAUUGCUGAUGAUUUGUUAAAAGCUGCAGAUAAAUACCAGAUACUGUCACUUAAAAAUAUUUGUCAAGAAUCUCUUAGUGAAACUCUGAAUCUUGAAAAUGCAUUUGAAUUAAUGACUUUAGCUGAUCGUCAUAGCGCUGAACCUCUGUUAGAAUUCAUCACCGAUUUCUUGGUCAAUAACAUAAAAAAAAAUAAUAUUGACAUUGAGGAUUUUGAAAAUUUUGAGAAAUCACAUUCUUCCUUGGCAUUCAAAGUGAUGAAAAAAUAUUCAUUUUCCAAAAAUGAAGAUAAAGCUAAUAUUCCUGAUAAAACUUCAAAAUAUUUGUUUAUUUUUUCUAUUUUCAGAUAAACAAAACCUAGAUAACGAGUAUUGGACCUAAAUACAACUUGGUGCUCAACAACAUCAUAAUGUAUCACUUAAAAACUAAUUCAAUAUCUUUAAAAAUUUUGACUAAUUAUUACAAGUAUUUUAUAUUUUUUUUUAUGAAAAAUUUUCAAGUAAUUUCGUUAAGUAAAAUAAAGAUUUUCAUACCGUUAAUUUUUUAUUUACUUCCAUUCAAUUGAAAUCCCCAUCAUUUUCGAAUAUAAAGUGGCGCCAAUGUGGAUUUUUUGAAACCUCCAAUCUAUCAACGAUAAAAUGUCGGUAAUACAUUCAAAUAAUUUUAUAAUUGUUAUAAUGUUAC